AUGCUCAGCGGCGUGCCGGGCUUUGAGACGGAAGGCGCGGCCUUCAGGCCCUUUGUGGAGGUGAGAGCGGGCGAGACCCUCUACUCGUCCUUCAAGGGCCAGGGUGAGGAGGUGUGGCCCAGCAGCUACGCGCCCACUGACUCGGUGGUGUCCUGCCCGCUGCCGACGGACCUGGUGGUGUCGGGGGAUGUGCUCGUGGAGGACGGCCAGUCGCCCAUGCAGUCGCCCAAUGGAAAUCGCCAAGUGCAGCUGAUCAGGGACGCCUGCAGCGUGGCGCCUGCCGAGCGGUCGGCGGAGCAGGACCGGAUCCUCGCCUUCGUGCAGGAUGUAAACUUCUUUACCGAGCUUCCGCGCGCGCAGCAGCGCGCCCUUUGCCAGGUUAUGACUCUGGAGGCCGUGAAGAACAGGGCCAAGAUCUUCGACGUGGGAGAAGUCGGUGACAAGUUUUACAUCAUCCUCACCGGGGCCUGCAUCGUGCAGGUCCCUGUGGAGCCCGUGAGCGUGUGGAAGCGGCCUCCCAAGGAGGAGCCGGACAUGCAGACCUUGGCACAGCUCAAGGAGGGCCAAGGCUUCGGGGAGCUGGCCCUGCAGGAGACUACUCCUCGUGCAGCCACGGUGGUAGCAUCCCAGACCACGGAGCUGUUGGUCACCAAACGCGAGGACUACCAGAAGUUUGCCAGCGCCGAGCACAGGAAGUUUGUGCAGGCGCGGGUGCGGUUCCUGCAGAAGUGUCCGCGCGUGCUGCAGGCCCUGAAGCAGUGCGAGGCCACGGAGCAGGACGUGAAGAUCUUGGCCCAAUGCCUCCGGGAGAAGGUGCUGCGCAGCGAGGACGUGCUGUGCCGCCAGGGCGAGGUGGCGGACUUUGCGGUGCUGGUGCGGUCGGGACGCCUGCGCCAGCUGCGAUGCCUGGGGGCCAAGGCCGAGGAGGACAAGCUGCAGGAGAAGCGGAUGUCCAAGCACGGUUCGGUGCAAGAGCCACCGGACUUGCAGGAGGAGAGGAUGAAGGUGCGGCGCAGCCGGGUGAGGGAGUUGCAGUUAGAAAGCGAGGACGGCGCAUCCUUGCACCACUUCAGCCGCAUGCCCACGUUGCCCGAGGACGAGUUCGAGGCGGCAGCACCUCUGGAGCUGGCGCGGCCAAAGCUGCUGCAGCUGGGCACCUUGAGCCGCUUCGCGGUGCACGGCUGCUUCGAGCUGGCGGCCGGGGAGCAGUGGAAAGCCUCCCUGGCAGCGGAGACCUCGGCGGAGGUGUACCUCCUCUCCAAGCACGACUUGCUGCGCACCGUCUCCAAGAAGCUCAUGGCGGCAUUGGUGGCAGCCUGCCAGGAGAUGAGACACAGCGACGCGUGGCUGCUGCAGAUGUAUCGCCAGACCCGACGCUGGGAGGCUUACAAGCGCGAGUUCCAUCCGCAGGACUCCUCUCCGGAGCCGGAGCGCAGGAAGGACGGCCCCUUUCGGCGCAAGGUGGCCCUCACCCCGCGGGAAGAGGAGUUUUACAGCGACUCCCCGGCCUCUCAGCUACGGCGCAUCAAGGCCAUCGGCAAGGAUCCCAGGCUUCGGAAGGCCAAAGAGGAGAAGUCCUACCUCACGCUCGGGGACCUGAGCACGAAACGCAUGGCGAAGCCCUUGGGCGCAGACUGGGACCCGAACAUCUUCUUCGUGAAGCACUGGUCGGUGAUCUCGCACCACCAGGAGGACUUGCAGGUGGAUGUGCAGGACAUCGAGCGAGAGAUCGAGGCCUACCGACGCCACGCUGCGGAACCUGAAGCCGCGCCCUCCAGCGCCCCAGCGCCAACGUCCAAAACCCCGCGGCGACCGGCGCCGGUGGCCCCGCGGGCGCCAGCGACGCCUGCCCCGACGCAUUCGCCGCGGCGGGCAGCUUCGCCGCGGCGGGCAGCUUCGCGGGAGUGGACGCCGCUGGUCACGGCGCCAAGGAUUCUGAGGAUGCAGGACCUGGAGCGGCAAAGCCAGAUGGCCGAGUGGACCGACAAGCUGCCAAAAAUGGUGGCAGGUAGGUGA
Molecule: messenger RNA, 2016 nt
Organism: Effrenium voratum
Lineage: Eukaryota; Dinophyceae; Suessiales; Symbiodiniaceae
Source: the annotation of a GenBank genome assembly